This is a messenger RNA of Microthlaspi erraticum, 576 nucleotides long. Lineage: Eukaryota; Viridiplantae; Streptophyta; Magnoliopsida; Brassicales; Brassicaceae. The record is from the annotation of a GenBank genome assembly.
AUGGACGAAGUAGCUAGAGGUCGUGGUGCGAGAAGUCAUGGUGCUAGAGGCCGUGGCGGCAGAGUUGACCAUAGUGGCAGAGAUGGUGGUAGAGCUGGAGGCCGAGCAGGCCGAGGUGGGCGUCAUGGACUUCCGGCAGAUUCGGGAGAGAGUGCAACGCCCAGUGUGGCGAUUGUGUCGGUGACCCAUACAGUAUCCUUGGCGGGUGAGGCCAGUUUGGAUGCUAGUGCGAGUGUGGGGAUGGGGGCAGCUCCAUGUGGGGUGUGGUUCGCAGUAGGAGACUUGGGAGCCCGAGGCAAAGAUGAAAUUGAAGUUCAGGAAGUGGUUCGACAAGCAGGUCGUGGAUGGUUCUCUGACAAACUCUACUGGGUGCAAGUAGGCCUCGGUUUGAGUAGCUUACAUGGGUGCAAGUGGGCUCAGUAUAAGCGGUUUCAGGUUCAUCUAGGAUUUGAGGUAUGUCUCGGGGAUCAUGUGAGGAUCUCCAGUGUUGGCCUUGCAAGGUCGGGUUUUGGUCCUUGUGUGACGUUUUGUGUUGGAAUUCGAGGACGGAUCCAGUUUAGUGAGGGAGAGUUGUAA